CCCCGACUGCGCGUCCGGAGUUGGCGCAGUUACAUGACGUCAGGCGUCACCGCCGAAGCCGCCUACGUGCAGCUGCCAUCCCUGCCUCUGGGAGUUGAAGUUUCCGAAGGAGGCCUCGUGAGGGUACCAAGACCACUUUAGAAGGCCUUCCUGCGCGUGCUCUCAGGUUCCCCGGACAUCCCUCGGCUUGAGGCAUCAAAUAAUGUCAUCUGAAAUGGUGCCAGCAAUUAUUGAGACUUCUAAUGUUGAAAGAAAGCAAGACUUAAGUGAAGAUCAAGAGGAAAGUCAAAAGCCAAGAUUAGAUGAAGAGUUUGAACCAAUAUCUAAACGACAAAUGAAAAAGUUAAUAAAACAGAAACAAUGGGAAGAACAACGAGAACUCCGCAAACAAAAGAGGAAGGAAAAACGCAAGAGAAAACAAUUGGAGCGGCAGUGUCAACUGGAAUCAAACUCAGAUGGAAAUGAUAGAAAACGUAUUCGAAGAGACGUUGUUCAUAGCACACUUCGCCUUAUCAUUGACUGUAGUUUUGACAGUUUGAUGGUAUUAAAGGACAUUAAGAAACUUCAUAAGCAGAUUCAACGAUGUUAUGCAGAAAAUCGACGAGCACUGCAUCCUGUGCAGUUUUACUUGACAAGCCAUGGAGGCCAGUUGAAAAAGAACAUGGAUGAAAAUGACAAAGGAUGGGUCAACUGGAAGGAUAUCCACAUUAAACCAGAACACUAUAUUGAAUUCAUAAAGAAAGAAGAUCUGAUUUAUCUUACAUCAGAUUCACCUAAUGUACUGAAGGAAUUAGAUGAAUCAAAGGCUUACGUGAUUGGAGGAUUAGUAGAUCACAACCAUCAAAAGGGACUCACAUAUAAACAAGCAUCAGAUCAUGGAAUUGAUCAUGCACAGCUACCCCUUGGAAAUUUUGUGAAGAUGAAUAGUAGAAAAGUUUUGGCAAUUAAUCAUGUGUUUGAGAUUAUUCUGGAAUACCUGGAAACAAGAGACUGGCAAGAAGCAUUUUUUACUGUCUUACCUCAAAGGAAAGGAGCUGUUCCCACAGACAAAACCUGUGAAAGUUCUUUGCGUGACAAGACGUCUGCUAGGGUUGAAGAUGGAUUGGACAGUGAUUCCAGUGAGGAAGAAACUAGCAGAAAUGAACUAGAUUCACCACAUGAAGAAGAAAAGCAGGAUAAAGAAAAUAGCACUGAAUCUACAGUGCACUCUACACCAUAGGAAUGUCAUCUGGGUGUUUUUGUGUGUGUGCAUUUUUUUUUUUCUGGCUAAGGAAAAACUAGGAGAAAAUGAGGUGCUUCAUAGAAUAUUCCAAUUGGAAGAAAAUUUUAUUUUUUGUUAUUUCUGUUGUGAAUAUUAUAGAGUGGAUAAACUUAUAGAGUGGAUACAAAGUCCUUGUAAGAAAGUACUUUUUGUUUUUGCGUAAGAUUUUAAAAAGAUAUAAUUUUUAAAAAUAGCUUUCUAAGCCUCAAAUAAAUUUUUUUGAGGAUUUUACUUUAAUAAUAAAUCUUCAUUCUGUUAUUUACUGGGUUGUAUUAUUCAGAAUGUGCCUUCUGAUCCUUUAGUUUUAUUAUUUUACGUUUAUAUCAAUAUCUUUCUGAUUUAUGCCUAUUUGUGGAAGCAGAUAUUCACAAAUUUCCUGUAAGUGCGCCAUUUUCAGUAUGGGAAAUGUAUUUGCAACUUUUAUAUUCAAUUUAAUAACUUCAAGGGAAUAUUGUGAUUUUAGGAAAAAGUAUCCAAUCGAUAUACUCUACAAUUUAUUUCUUUUGUACUAUGGACUUGUCUCUAUUUCUGCCUCUUGGUGGUUCUAAUGUAAUCCCUGAAGAAUUAAUCUAAUAUAUUUUUAUUUUAUUUUUAAUAUAUUUUUUAAUUCAAACAAUUGUGGUAAAUUAUUUCAAUUACAAACUUAAUUUUUCAGGCUAGUCUAUAUUAAAAGGCCAUUGAAGGAUCAAUUUUAUCUUAAAAAGAAAUAGCUCUCAGCAGCUAUCUUUUCGUUCCAUAUAAACUUUUUAAAGUUUUUUUGAAAAUCAGUUGAUUUUUAAAGUAAAUAAAUUUAUAUAUGCAUCUGCCUACUAUCAUAAGCAAGCUAAUGUAAAUAUAUAUUUCUGUAACUAAUGUAAGCAUGUAUGAAAAUAUUCAUAUGCUGUAUGUACAUGUUUGUCCACAUCAUGUAUGAUUCUUAUUUAACGAUAAACAGGAUUGAGUUGCCAUA
Molecule: messenger RNA, 2210 nt
Organism: Myotis davidii
Lineage: Eukaryota; Metazoa; Chordata; Mammalia; Chiroptera; Vespertilionidae
Gene: TRMT10A
Product: tRNA methyltransferase 10A
Exons: 8
Coding region: 203-1219 (338 amino acids)
Biological process (GO): tRNA N1-guanine methylation
Cellular component (GO): nucleus; cytosol; nucleoplasm
Molecular function (GO): tRNA binding
Source: RefSeq, a predicted model, not a curated record